AUGGCAACCAAAAACAGUAAUACUUACGAACAACCGCUCCGACUCGAGCUGAGCAUGGCAGCACAGCGGCCACGCAAAGAAAAACAUCAAAUGCGAUCGAAUUCCUUGCCCAACAUUUAUCGCUCGUUUGCUUCCACCAAUAAUAGCAGCAGCAGCAGCAGCAGCAACAACAACAGCAACAGCAACAGCAAUACUACUACUGCUACGAAUCAGGCGGAAUCAUCAGCAUUGCUCGCCACCAGCGACAUCUUUACGGACCGCAUGGGAAUGAUUGAUUUGAACUAUCAUGACACUCAAAAGAUUGUGCGGGAUUUGUUGGAACACAACGUUGCUGCGUCUUCUUUGCCGGCGGUCAAUGAACGCAUGCGGGAAGAGUCUUUGGAGGACUGUCAUGCCUUUUCCGAUGUCACUCGCGUCAAGCAUCACGCCAAAGAGGGCGCGACUACCUUGUCCUCUGUCAAUGAGCGCAUGCGAGAAGAAUCACUAGAAGAUUGUCACGCCUUUUCCGAUGUUUCGCGUACCAUGAUCCAUCACGUCAAUCAUGGAGCUUCUACUUCUCUGUCGUCUGUCAAUGAACGCAUGAGGGAAGAAUCACUAGAGGAUUGUCACGCCUUUUCGGACGUUUCCCGUACGACCCACGUUGCUUCCUCGACCGGUACUCUAUCCUCGGUCAAUGAACGCAUGUCGGAAGAAUCCUUGGAAGAUUGCCACGCCUUUUCCGAUAUUCAAAGUAACAAGAGGAUGGGUUCAUUUUCUCAAUUGUCCAACAGCAAUUCACCUCAUUUGGAACCCUUUGAUGAAAGUGAAGAAUUUGAAAUGGAAGAAAAAAAUCAAUCCUCGAAAGCAGCACCCGUCAAAACUACUACCACUACCACUACUUCUUCUUCUUCUUCUUUUUCUACUCCAGCACGACCGCUGUCGCCAGCGUCGCAACUCUUCCCCAAACGAGCAACAGGCGGAUCUACCAACAGUAAUUUUCGAUCCAGCAGAUUUCAAUUGUUGGGACAACAACCUCGGGCAGCCUCUUUGCCCAAUAUUUACAAUCUGCAAAAGAAGAAAAAUGGCAACAACAACAACAACAACAAUUAUAAUUACAAUGAUGAUGAUGAUGAUGAUGAUGAUGAUUUGCUCACGGACCACAGGGGCAUUUGCGAUUUGGAAUACAGUGACAUGAAGAAAGUGGUGGAACAAGUGUUAAAUCACGACAAGGAAGCAACAACCUCAUUGCCUCCUCUAACGGAAGCUCCUGGAGAACAUGACAAUGGUGCCACAAUCAUGGCCGCAACGGAAGACGAAGGAAACGAAGACGAAUCAUCCGCCAACCCCGCCGCCGCUGCUGCUGCUGGCAAGGAAAAAAAGAAGGGCAUCUUUGAUAGAUUCAAAGGACGAUCAUCGCUCAAGAAAGUUAUGGGGAAUGCAUAG
Messenger RNA from Cylindrotheca closterium, 1422 nucleotides. The record is from the annotation of a GenBank genome assembly. Lineage: Eukaryota; Bacillariophyta; Bacillariophyceae; Bacillariales; Bacillariaceae.